AUGCAUAUCAUAAGUAUAGACUUGGUAAUUUCUUCAGAGAGUAGAGAGACUGAUAAGGAUAUUGAGCUCCUAUUCAACAAAGUCAGCCGUAAACCCAAGAGGACACUGAAGAAGGAACAAGAUCCUGGAAAGUUCCUGAUUCCAUGUUCUAUACAUAGCCACCAUUUACCAAACGCCCUAUGCGAUACUGCAUCUGCAGUCAACAUCAUGGCCAUAGACACUGCUGGGCUAUUAGGACUAAAGAUGGAACCUUCUAAAGAUAGUUUCACAUUCGUGGAUAGCUCCCGAGUAAACUCAGCAGGCAUGAUCAAGAAAGUUAAGGUGGAGAUAGGGGAAUGCAUUAUCCUUGUGAACUUUCAUGCUAUGGAUAUCAAAUCAGGCAAGACAUCUCCACUUCUUUUUGGAAGAGCCUUCAUGGCUACAGUAGGGGUAGUUUGUGAUCUUAAGAGAAAUAAGAUGUGUCUGACUAAUGUUGAUGAAACCAUCUUCUAUGAUCCCAUGGAAAAGAAGAAAAGUGAGGAGCUUAUUUCAUGCAUAGAUAUGUUUGAAGAUCCAGGACCUACAACUGAUUCAAAUUGCGAGCCUACAAUACCAGAAUCAGCGUCAGUCGACUUUAGAACUUUAGCAUCGGUUGACUUCCAAUCCUCAGAAUCGAUCGACAAUAAGCCUUCAGAAUCUGACGACUCUCAGUCUUCAGAAUCGAUCGACACGAAGCCUUCAGCAUCGGUCGAUGCCUCCAAGUUUCAGAACAACCCGAGACUGAGAAGUCUAAACGGUAGUCUUGAGUAUAGAGUGCGCUGCAGAGGAGGUUCUGAAUCCUUUACCAAGGCCAGAGUGCUAUGUGAUCCAGAACUGAAAGAGAAAGGGGAAGCUUUUGCAAGAGCUUUUAUCAACUGCAUUAACAAGAUGAGAAAGAGAGACACUGAGACUUGUUCUGGAGCAAGUUCUCAUGCUCAUCCAGACUAA
This is a messenger RNA of Brassica napus (rape), 966 nucleotides long. RefSeq lists its product as uncharacterized. The record is from RefSeq and is a predicted model, not a curated record. The coding region runs from base 1 to 966 and encodes 321 amino acids. NCBI's taxonomy places the organism in Eukaryota, Viridiplantae, Streptophyta, Magnoliopsida, Brassicales, Brassicaceae. The transcript is spliced from 2 exons.